Messenger RNA from Camelina sativa (false flax), 966 nucleotides. RefSeq names its product CASP-like protein 5B3. The record is from RefSeq and is a predicted model, not a curated record. Lineage: Eukaryota; Viridiplantae; Streptophyta; Magnoliopsida; Brassicales; Brassicaceae. Gene Ontology annotation, cellular component: plasma membrane.
UUUGUUCUUCUUCGUCUUCUCUCCUCCUCUCUAUGUGCCCCUUUGAAUCAACAAAAGAAAACAUAAAUAAAAAGUCUUCAAUUGUUCAAUAGUCUUCUCCUCUGUUUCUUCUAAUUCGUACCCUGAAAAAAAAACUUAAAAAUCUUACCUUUUUUGUUUCUUCGCCGGACAAAUCGUCUGAGUUUCAAAAAAGCUGUUUUGUUUUUGUUUUUCCGGUGGGGUUCUGAACUUUUUUUAGUCUCGGAGAAGUGAUAAAGACUUAACAAUUUACGAUUUGGGGUUUUGUGUUGAAUUUGGAGAUUCUUGGUGGGUGUCUGGUGGUGGAAGAGAAAUGAUAGAUAUCCCUGGAACACCAGGGACUGUGACCGGUCUUGUCUUGAGAAUUUCUCAGUGUGUUUUUGCUGCUGGUUCCAUUUCUUAUAUGGUUACUUCUGGUGGAUUCUUCAGCUUCACUGCUUUCUGCUAUCUAGUAGCAGCAAUGGGUUUGCAAGUGAUAUGGAGUUUUGGUCUUGCAAUACUUGACACAUUCGCUUUAGUGAGAAAGAAAACGCUUCUUAGCCCUGUUUUAGUCAGCCUCUUUGUAGUUGGAGAUUGGGUAACAUCAACAUUGUCACUAGCAGGAGCCUCGUCCUCCGCGGGGAUAACAGUUUUAUACUUUGGCGAUUUAGGAAGCUGCAGUUUUGAAGCAGAGUGUUGGAGGUACCAACUCUCUGUAGCUUUAGCUUUCCUUUGUUGGAUCACCAUAGCCAUUUCUUCACUUACCACUCUCUGGUUACUCGCUUCCGCGUAAGUAAACUCGAAGAAGCCUCUGUACAAUUUACAUAUAUAUACACACUUGGUCACUUAUUAAACAAACUCAUCUGAAGAUUUUUGAUUCUUUAUUUUUGUUAAUAGAAUACGAUUUACACCAUUGUUUGUGUUUAACUCAGUGUAUAAAGAUUGUUUAAUUAAACAGAUGUUUCCUAA